This is a messenger RNA of Chelmon rostratus (copperband butterflyfish), 1467 nucleotides long. RefSeq names its product trace amine-associated receptor 1-like. Gene Ontology annotation, biological process: G protein-coupled receptor signaling pathway. Lineage: Eukaryota; Metazoa; Chordata; Actinopteri; Chaetodontiformes; Chaetodontidae. Gene Ontology annotation, molecular function: trace-amine receptor activity. The record is from RefSeq and is a predicted model, not a curated record. Gene Ontology annotation, cellular component: membrane. The transcript is spliced from 6 exons. The coding region runs from base 1 to 1467 and encodes 488 amino acids.
AUGGCAAAUAAGCUGAACCUGUUUUUUAACAGGUUUUAUUCCACCCCCGUUCCCUCCCCCAACCACCAGAGCCCAGACCAGACGGCGUUGCCUCUCAGCACCCCCUCCCUCCCCAGUGCAUCCCUGACACCAGCGGCUCUGUCCUCCUACCACUUCACCCCCCUACAAUCCACAUCACAGACCACUGACCCAGCUCCCAACCUCACCCAACAGGAGCCACCCGCUGUCCCCCACCCGGGGAAGCUGGAAGGAGCCGGAGUAGACUGCCACCUGGUUGCUUGGACCAUCGACUACCUCACCAACAGACCGCAGUAUGGUAAUAUUUGCGACUGUGUGUCGGAUGUGGCAGUUUACAGCACCGGGGCUCUGCAGGUUUCCUCUUCCUCCUUCACGGAGCCAACACUGUGUGUGACGGUGCCUCGCUGGUUCGCAGUGUGCCCAGGUCCGGUCUGGGCUGUCUCCCUCGGGCUGCCAUCGCUGGUAGAGUUUGGGCCGCGGACUUCUUCCUCCUGCUACUACGACACCUUGAUCCUGCUCUCCAUGCGCGGCCAUCGCUCACCGCGGAGGACAAGCACACCUUCCACAGUAUGUGUUUUAUUGUAUGUUUUCCUCGGCUCAUUGUCUGCUGUCACAAUAUGUGGAAACCUUCUUGUAAUAAUCUCCAUCAUUUACUUCAAACAGCUCCACACUCCUACAAACUCUCUCAUCCUUUCCUUGGCAGUAGCUGACCUGCUUGUUGGGCUUGUAGUUUUUCCUUUCAACAUGGAAUUGUCUGUAACUUCAUGUCUGUUCUUUGAAGAUGUGUUGUGCAAAGUACGAGAGAGCUUUGAUGGAACGCUGAGUACAGCUUCCAUUUUACAUUUGUGCUGUAUUUCAAUUGACAGAUAUUAUGCAGUGUGUCACCCUCUGACAUAUAGAAUGAAGAUAAAUGUUCAUGUUGUUGUCAUCAUGAUUGUGGUGAGCUGGGGUGUUUCACUUCUAUUUGUCUUUGGCUAUUUAAUUGUUGGAAUAAGUCUUGAAAAAUGCAAACAAAAUUGUUUUACUAAUUCUCUGCUUGCAAACAUUUCAGGACCCAUUUUCUCAUUUUAUCUCCCAGUGAUUUUAAUGCUCUGUAUCUACCUGAAGAUUUUCCUUGUUGCACAGAGACAGGUACGCAGCAUCCAGGGAACAAAGUCUGGAGCCACUGCCAGUAAGAUGGAGAGAAAAGCCACUAAAACUCUGGCAACUGUAAUGGGAGUGUUUCUGAUGUGCUGGUCUCCUUUAUUUCUCUAUUUUUUCUUUCUGGUAUUGAAUCAUGUGUCAGUGUCAUUUGCUGUGAUUGAAAGUCUUAACUGGCUUGCACUCUCAAACUCAAUGCUCAACCCAUUUAUUUAUGCUUUCUUUUACAGCUGGUUCAGAUCAGCUUUCAGAUUGAUUAUAUCUGGAAAAAUAUUUCAAGGUGAUUUUUCCAACUCAAAACUGCAUUGA